Cicer arietinum (chickpea) is the source of this 1055-nucleotide messenger RNA. Its product is annotated as aquaporin TIP4-1-like. Gene Ontology annotation, molecular function: water channel activity. Gene Ontology annotation, biological process: water transport; transmembrane transport. Gene Ontology annotation, cellular component: membrane. The record is from RefSeq and is a predicted model, not a curated record. Lineage: Eukaryota; Viridiplantae; Streptophyta; Magnoliopsida; Fabales; Fabaceae.
AUUGGAAGGUUAAUUUGUUUGAUCCCAUGUUCCACUAUUGAGUGUAGGAAGCACUUAAUUAUUUGAUCAUUCAUUGCAAAUUGCAAUAAUCAAAGUCAUGGCCAAAAUCGCGUUAGGAACAACAAGAGAGGCCACUCAACCAGAUUGCAUUCAAGCUCUAAUCGUUGAAUUCAUUGCCACUUUUCUCUUUGUUUUUGCUGGUGUUGGUUCUGCCAUGACUGCUGAUAAGCUAAGUGGAGAUGCAUUAGUGGGAUUGUUUUUUGUGGCUAUAGCACAUGCUCUUGUGGUGGCUGUAAUGAUCUCCGCCGCUCACAUUUCCGGUGGCCAUUUGAAUCCGGCGGUGACGCUAGGUCUCCUUGCCGGCGGCCACAUCACUGUGUUCCGUUCAAUUCUAUAUUGGAUUGAUCAAUUAAUAGCAUCUGCUGCAGCUUCUUAUCUUCUGUAUUAUCUCUCUGGUGGAUUGACAACUCCAGCUCAUACACUUGCAAGUGGAAUAGGGUACACACAAGGUGUAGUUUGGGAGAUUGUGUUGACAUUCUCUUUGUUAUUCACUGUUUAUGCAACCAUGGUUGAUCCAAAGAAGGGAGCACUUAAUGGGCUUGGCCCAACUUUAGUUGGGUUUGUGGUAGGGGCCAAUAUUCUAGCUGGUGGGGCUUUCUCUGCUGCUUCAAUGAACCCAGCAAGAUCUUUUGGGCCUGCUUUGGUUAGUGGAAAUUGGACUGAUCAUUGGGUUUAUUGGGUUGGGCCACUUAUUGGUGGUGGGCUUGCUGGUUUCAUUUAUGAGAAUUUCUUCAUUAAUAGAGAUCAUGUCCCUCUAGUUGUAGAUGAAGAAAGUUACUAAGUUAGAUUUUUUCCUUAGGAACUUGCAUGAAAUUUGUGCUAUUGUGCUUUAAUAUGGACAUACAUGUGGGAUUAUGCUUUACUCAGCCAAUCAGUAUGUAUUUUAUUUUUGGGUUUGAUGGAGUGAUAAAAAAAUAAAAUGAAAUGUAUAUGUCAAACAUUUUAUUUUAUGUGUCAAUUAAUAUCGAACAUUUGUUUCGUUCGCGUAUGAUUUA